AGUAUAUGGAAACCGCCAUUUUUAAUCUGUAAUUUAUUCCAAUCGGGCGAACAAUUUAUCAAGGAAUUAUCAGGCACUUUUUGCCGAAUUUAUUGUUGAUGCUUAGAAUUGAUAAAACGUUACGAAUUUACUAUUGUACGUAACUAUGAAUCCUUGUUCUGUGCCUGCUCCUCAAAUAGACUGUGAAGGUGAUGGCAGAUGGAACAGCAUUCAUAACAGAUUUUUGUCUGAUGCCAAAGGCAAAGAUGCUGAUGUUAUAUUCAUAGGAGACUCGAUAUUACAAGCACUAGAACACACUGAAGUAUGGAAUCAGUGGUUUUCUCCACUCCAUUGCCUUAACUUUAGCAUUCACAAAGACCAAACACAAAAUGUUUUGUGGCGUAUUAAAAAUGGAGAACUGGAUCAUGUAGAUGCAAAAGUGAUAGUGGUGCAUGUUGGCACCAACAAUGUUGAACAUACUGCCGAGCAAGUCUGUGAAGGUAUCCUAGAAAUAGUUAGAACUAUCAGGGAAAAACACCCAAGUGCUUACAUAGUAUUACCUAGUCUACUCCCACGUGGACAGCAUCCUAACGCUUUAAGAGAAAAGAAUUCAAAAAUCAAUCAACUUUUGAAGGAAAAGGUCUCUAACAUGAAUAAAGUGGAAUUGGUUUCUAUAGACAAGGGUUUCAUACAAAAUGAUGGAACUAUUAGCCAUCAUGACAUGCAUGACUACCUCACACCUACCAAUGCAGCUUGCCGUAAGGCCUUUGAACCUAUUUAUGAUCUCUUACAGCAAAUUUUGGCUGAAGGAGAACCAGAAAAAGACUUAACACCUUCUGAAUGAAUCAAUUUACAAGUAAUGGUAGCUUUUUAUGCAGCAAACUCAUUGUGAUGAAUUAUUAGUACUUACAUUAGCUUUUUUAUCUUAGACUUAAGUAUCUAAUAUUUUAAAUUAAAUUUAUUUAUCUUUUUAACUUUUACAUUCCAAAUUAAGGUGAACAUUAUUUUUUAAUUGGCUGUGUUUUUAUCAAGGUAAUGAAAUGUUAAAUGAUUCCUAUAAUGUUAAGAUGCAGUAAGAAAAUUAAUGCAGUGUUAAGACAUAUUCCAUAAACAAUUUCUGAGCUAAGCAUUGGGAGAAUGUUAUUGUUACUUAUUGGAGAACAUGAUAAUUGAGCCAAUAGAAUUGGUUUAUACAACACAUAGCCAAUAUGGUUGGUUCAUUUAUCACAAAGCAUGAAAUAUUUGUGUAGCCAUGCCAUGCUAUGGGGCUAUUCACUGUAACAAGCUGUCCUUUACAUUGAAGUGACAAUAAUGAUUAUUCUUUGAAUACCUACACUCUGGAAUUACAGUUGACACAAUAUUUAUUAUAUUUAUAACUUCGCUCAUUUUUCACAGGGUUCUGUACUUAUUUCUAUCACUUUCUAAAGCAAUGGCUGUUAAUAUCUAAUUCAAAAAUGUCAUUAUUUAAAUAUUUGCACAUCACAUUAUUAUUACAGAAUUGACUGGAACCAAAGAUUUUGGAAUGUUCUUUACCAAAGUUAUGAUUAUAUAUUCAAAAUUGCAUAAUUUGGGUCACUUAGCAAAGAAGUUUUAAAGUCCUUAUAAUAUGAUCAAUUUUAGAGAAACUGUCAGCUUCUUUGUUAGGUAAUAGCUUAACUGUAUGCAAUAUCUAUUUUUGAUACCAAUCUCAAUUGUUGAAUUCAAAAUGUAGUUUGAACUGGACAUGUUAAUAAGGUAAUGAACACAUUGAGAUUUCAACAUACUAAUAAAGUAAUAGGUAUAAAUUAUCUUAAUUUUUAUGCGUAUUAGAAAAGCUAGAAGCCUAGAAUGCAAUAAGUACACUGUAAAAUUUCAGUUUAUGUAUUAUUUACAUUAAAUGUAAUUUGUUAGUAGGAAUGAUAUUGCUUAUAGCUUAUCAAUAGGUGUUGAUUAAGGUACAUUUAGGUACUCAGGUUGCCAAAUGAAAUGUUGCUUGAAUCUCAAAUAGUUAAGAGUAUUUAUUUGCAUGAAUAAGCUUGAGAGUAAACAGUGCAAUUUCCUAA
This is a messenger RNA of Pectinophora gossypiella (pink bollworm), 2021 nucleotides long. It is a transcript of the gene Paf-AHalpha, whose product is annotated as platelet-activating factor acetylhydrolase IB subunit beta homolog. The record is from RefSeq and is a predicted model, not a curated record. Lineage: Eukaryota; Metazoa; Arthropoda; Insecta; Lepidoptera; Gelechiidae. The transcript is spliced from 4 exons. Bases 146 to 823 code for a protein of 225 amino acids.